AUGGGAGUCGGUAAAAGUUCUGCUCGAUCGAUCCAAGUUUGCAAAGGUGAUUUGACAAAAGAACGAACUGAUGUUGUUGUCGUGUGUUCGUCAUCAGUAGGUUUGCUUAUAAAUGUAUUAGAAGCAGGUGGAGAUAUCUUUAGGAAUUCAUACAACAUUGAGUUUAGAAAAAAUCCAACAAAUAUCAUUGCAAUUCCAGCUAGUGGACAAUUACUGGCGAAAAUCAUUUAUUUUAUUCCAUGGGAACCUGAUUCUGAUGAAACCCUAUUCUGUAAAUCAUUGAAAAAAUUCGUUUCAAAUGCAAUUGAAAAAGCAGUCAAUGAUAAUUAUAAGAGUAUCGCAUUUCCGGCUAUUGGUUGUGGUCAAUACGGCUGUUCACUCAGUCUUGUUGCUAAAACUUUAAUUGAAGAAGCUCACCAAUUAGGAAGUUUGCAUCCCAUUGCCAUUUCAUUUAUAAUAGAACCAGAUAGAACAGAUAUUUAUGAUGAGUUUAAAAAACAAAUUUCCUUAUUAGACUCAUCAAAACCAUUCGAACAAUUAGAAUCAUUAGAACGAACUCCAGAAAUACCAACAGUAUCCGUUCCAAUUGGAAAUGGAAUGAUUAUUGUAGAAAAGGGAAAUAUAACAAGGCAAAAAGUUGAUGCUAUUAUUGGAAGUCCAUCAUCAAUAGCCUUACAUAAUGCAAUUAUCGAAGCAGCUGGUGAUGAUGUUAAAACUGCAUAUGAAAUCGAAUAUAUACGCAAUCCGAAUUCAAUUCUAAUCUCAACUCCACCUGGUAAAUUAUCUUGUCAGCGAAUAUUUUUUCUUAAAUGGGAACCAGAUACAGAUGAUUCUAUACUUCGACAAUCUAUCAUCGAUUUCAUAUGGAAUAUUAUCCAGAAUGUUAUUUCAUAUAAUUACAGAUCAAUUGCAUGUCCAGCCAUUGGUUGUGGAGGAUACGGCUGUUCAGUAGAUAUUGUUGUCAAGACAAUGGUUAAACAAAUUAAAUAUCAUUUGAAAACAAGAAAUUUAUCAUUGACAGUCAAGUUUAUUAUUCGACCUGAGCAAGAAAAUAUUUAUGAUGAAUUUUGUAAACAAGUCUUGGCGUCCGAAGAAGAUCAACAACAAGCAACAUGGCUGAAAUCAACAAGCAAUCAAUUACGAUUUAUGGCAAUGAAAGGAAAAUAUACUAAAAUAAUAAAAAUCGAACGCAUUCAAAAUGAGCGAUGCCUUUUACAAUAUUUGGCACAUUGUCGAGAUUUUAAAAAAAGACUGACAGUAGAUACUGAAAAACGUUUAUAUCAUGGAUGCCCUGAAAAAGCAGCCAAUUCAAUUAUCGAGGAUUGUUUUAAUAGAAGUUUUGCUGGAGUGAACGGAACAGCAUAUGGUGUUGGUGUUUAUUUUUCAUCGAAUGCAGUCUAUAGUCAUGAUUAUACUCGACCGAAUGACAAUGGAGAACGAUGUAUGUUUGUUGCGCGUGUUCUUAUUGGGAAAACAAUUAAGGGAAAUAGCUCAAUGAAAACUCGACCUGUUGGAUUCGAUUCAACAAGUGAUGGGAAAGAUAUUUACGUCACUUAUCAUGAUGCACAAGCGUUCGCCGAAUAUUUAAUAACUUAUAAGUAG
Molecule: messenger RNA, 1602 nt
Organism: Rotaria sp. Silwood1
Lineage: Eukaryota; Metazoa; Rotifera; Eurotatoria; Philodinida; Philodinidae
Source: the annotation of a GenBank genome assembly